AUGCAAUAUCAAGUUUAUUCUCCCGCUUUUGAAGAAGUUGUGAAAAUAUUAAAGGAGUAAGGCCCUUUUUUUGGAGUUAUGGGAUUUUCAUAAGGAUCUUCUAUUGCUGUUAGGUUGGCAUCAAAAAUUGCAGCUGGAGAGGUGGACUUAGGUUAUGAUCUAUAAUGCUUUAUUUUUGUUUCAGCUUAAGUUAACCCCUUUGCUAACACAGACUCCAAAUCUUAUUUGUGUAGAGUUCCUUCUCUACAUUUGAUUGGAAUGAAUGAUUUUUUAGUAGAUAGAUCUUUAGGAUUAGUUGUGCAAUUUCUAAAUCCUUAUGUUAUCUAUCAUAAUCAAGGACAUAAAGUUCCAACUCUAACUUAUGAAUAAGUGAAAGAAUUAUAGAAAUUCUUUCAAAAUCCAGCUCAAGAUUGGACAAAAACUGUGUAUGUACCUCAAUUAGCCAAAUUAUGA
This is a messenger RNA of Paramecium tetraurelia, 453 nucleotides long. RefSeq lists its product as uncharacterized. NCBI's taxonomy places the organism in Eukaryota, Ciliophora, Oligohymenophorea, Peniculida, Parameciidae. The transcript has 2 exons. The record is from RefSeq and is a predicted model, not a curated record. Gene Ontology annotation, cellular component: nucleus; cytoplasm.